This is a messenger RNA of Camelina sativa (false flax), 2352 nucleotides long. RefSeq lists its product as uncharacterized. The record is from RefSeq and is a predicted model, not a curated record. Lineage: Eukaryota; Viridiplantae; Streptophyta; Magnoliopsida; Brassicales; Brassicaceae.
CCCCACAUCAAAAAAAAAGUAUCCAACGUUCAAAAAUUUACAGGUGAAACAAAUUCAAAAGACAACUUUGAGAAAUUUAUGGGAACUUUUUGAUUGAAAUUAAAGAGAAAAAGGUGGAAACUUUAUUAUUACUUAUAGCUUUUUUGAUGGAAAGUAAAGUGAGAAGAGGCAGAGCAGUAGUAGAAAAAGAAGUAGAGAGACAGAAAGUGGAAAGAUUGGUGGAAAAGUUAAAGAAUCAUAAUCAUCGAAUUAAUCCAUCUUCAUCAACUCCAGUGCACGUUAGCUUCAUCCCUAGCUCAGCCUUUGUUGUUUCCUCCUCUAGAAAGCUCGCUGCUGCUUUCUGGGAGUUUCAUCACUACCACUCUGCUUCUUCUUCUGCUGAUAUAAUGCACCGUGGCGCGAAUGGUUUCGCCGGAGCUAGUAAUAACCGUCGACAACGUCAUGGCAAAGCCGUGGUUAAGGAGAAUGGUCUCGACCUCUCUCAAUUCCUCCGAGAUCCUUCUCCUGAUCAUCAGCCAGAUAGUGCUGGAAGUCUAAGGAGGCAGAUUGGUCAAAUGUUGAUAAAGCAUCAUCAAUCUAUCGACCGUAACAAUCAUGCUCUUCAGCCCGUAUCUCCUGCUAGUUACGGAAGCUCUCUUGAGGUUACGACAUACAACAAAGCGGUAACUCCAAGUAGUUCAUUGGAGUUCAGAGGAAGACUGUCUAGAGAACCUCACUACAAUCUCAAGACAUCAACUGAACUUCUUAAAGUAUUGAACCGUAUUUGGAGCCUCGAGGAGCAGCAUGUCUCCAACAUCUCUUUGAUAAAAGCUUUGAAAACCGAGCUGGCUCAUUCACGUCUUCGAAUCAAGGAGCUUCUAAGGUACCAGCAAGCCGAUAGACACGAGCUAGACGGUGUGGUGAAACAACUCGCUGAAGAGAAAAUGUCGAGGAAGAAUAAGGAAGUUGAGCGGAUAAGCUCUGCGGUUCAGUCUAUGAGGAAAGAGUUAGAAGAUGAGAGGAAACUUAGGAAACGUUCUGAGAGUUUGCAUAGGAAACUGGCACGUGAGCUCUCGGAAGUGAAGUCUUCGUUGUCUAACUGUGUCAAGGAGCUUGAGAGAGGGGCUAAAUCAAAGAAGAUGAUGGAGCUGCUCUGCGAUGAGUUUGCCAAAGGAAUCAAGUGUUACGAAGAGGAGAUUCACGGUUUAAAGAAGAAGAAUCUUGAUAAGGAUUGGGCUGGUCGAGCUGGAGGAGAUCAACUGGUUCUUCAUAUUGCUGAAUCUUGGCUUGACGAAAGGACGCAGAUGAGAUUAGAAGGUGGAGAUACAUUGAAUGGUAACAACAGAUCAGUGCUUGAUAAGCUCGAGGUUGAGAUCGAGACCUUUCUUCAGGAGAAGCGGAAUGAAGUACCGAGAAACCGAAGGAACUCACUUGAAUCUGUUCCGUUCAACACCUUGAGUGCACCACCGCGGGAUGUAGACUGUGAAGAAGACUCAGCAGGAAGCGAUUCGAAUUGCUUUGAGCUCAAGAAACCUGCUCUGUCUCACGGAGACGAGACGAUGAAACCUAACCAACUUAACAAAGACGGUUUGAUUGAUGAAAAGCCGAAAGGCAAAACCGGAAGCCCCUCGAGUUUCCAAGUGAACUUCGAGGAUCAAAUGGCGUGGGCAAUACCGAGUAACGGAAAGAAGAAACCCCCCCGAGCUAUUGAAGACGAAGAAGAAGAAGAUGUGAAGCCUGAGAAGAGCAAUAACAUUAAGAAACCAGAAGAUGAGAUUGAUCAGUGUGCUACUACGAACAAGAACGAUGUACUGGGGGAAAUGAUUCGAACACACAGAAGGUUAUUGUCUGAAACCCGUGAAAUCGAUGAAGCUUCUUGCAAUUUUCCAUCUUCUCGAAGACAAGCUAGUCCUAUUCGACAAUGGAUUUCAAGAACCGUCGCACCUGAUCUUUUUGGCUCGUCGGAUAAUGCGAUAGCUCAUGGAGUUAAGGAUAGUACUUUGAAAACUAAGCUAGCAAAGAGUUCAAAGUCGCGUCUUCGGCUAUUCAAAGGCUAAUCAAGAGUGGUUCGGUCCAAAACGCACAAAAACGAGAGUUCUUGCUUGAGGAUGAGGAUACAUACAGAUCACUGAGUUUCAUUCGUUUUCUCUGUAAAUCGAACGCAUCUACAAAUUUGUAUAUCGAUUGCAAAUUGUUGGAUUAUUUAGAUUUUGAGUUAACAAGAACGAGAGCAACGGCUAGAGAUUUUGAGUUAGCAUUGUAAAGUAAGCUAAGUGAACUCUGUUUUAUCUGUUGGUCUAGUGUAAAGCGAAAGCGUUUAGAACUGAGGCCCCGAUAGGCCCAAUAAUGUUUAAAACGACAACAUUGCAAUCC